AUGACUAUGAUGAAGGUUGUUCUGCUUCUGCAUAGCUGCUGGUUGUUGCCUUAUGUUUUUCCUUCCUUUUUUUGCGCAGUGUUUCAACUUUACUUUGCCCUCGGUGAGCAUCAGAUACUCGAUUGGCAUGCAGAAUUGGACUUACCUUACAGUGUCCUAAUACCUUCUGACAAGGAACCAUCCGGGUGCACCCAACGAGAUCAAAGUUGA
Messenger RNA from Triticum turgidum subsp. durum (durum wheat), 210 nucleotides. The record is from the annotation of a GenBank genome assembly. Lineage: Eukaryota; Viridiplantae; Streptophyta; Magnoliopsida; Poales; Poaceae.